Molecule: messenger RNA, 1137 nt
Organism: Chenopodium quinoa (quinoa)
Lineage: Eukaryota; Viridiplantae; Streptophyta; Magnoliopsida; Caryophyllales; Amaranthaceae
Product: protein FAR-RED IMPAIRED RESPONSE 1-like
Exons: 1
Coding region: 1-1137 (378 amino acids)
Biological process (GO): regulation of DNA-templated transcription
Source: RefSeq, a predicted model, not a curated record
AUGGAAUCAGAUUGUGAUCCUGGAAUAAUGGGAGAGCCUGUUUGGAGUUUGGCCAUUGAUGUUGAGGAGGGACAAUUAUUAACAUCUGGUGUUGGUACUGGUCUUCCCUCUCUUAACCUUGUGCCAUUGAAUGUUCCAAACUCUGCUGACAGAUUAGCUGCCAUGUCUCCAAUUAAAACGAUUGAAACAGUGGAGACAAUUGUCUCAACCAACAUGGUUACCAUGUACAGUUAUGUGGAAUCACCUAGGUUAGGGAUGGUUUUUAAAUCUUUUGAAGAUGUAGAAACUUACUACAAAGAGUAUGCCGAGCAGAAAGGUUUUGGAGUAUCAAGAGUUUCAUCAAAUUUUUCUAAGAAGGAUAAGGAGCGGAGAGGGGCGACAUGGAGGUGUGAGUGUUAUGGUCCACCUGAUAUGAGGGCAAAGAGGGAGGCGAAGAAAAGGUCCAAGUCUAUGGAAGCUUGUGGCACAGGUGGAUUAGUGAAUGGUGAAGUUGGGGAAGAUAUGUUGCAGCGGGCAAAAAGGACCUCCAAGAAAUGUCUUUGUGGUGCCAUGUUAUACGCUGGGGUUGACAGUGAUGGGUUGUGGGUUAUUAGGAAAUUGCGAAAAGAACAUGAUAACCAUGCCCCUAUACCUAGUGAUGCUAAAUUGGUAAAGGAGUAUCGAAUGAAAAAUUACACAUCGAAUGUAAGGAAGAAACUGUUGAAUUUCUACGAAGAAGGUGUCCCCGUAAGGCAAAUACAUGGGUGUAUGGGUACUGAGACCGGGAUCGACAACCUCCCUAGUGUUAAGGACCUUGAACAUGAAGUGCAAAAGGAAAAGGUGAAGCGGUUGAAAAUGGAAGGUGGUGAUGCGGCGGCCAUGAUGGCGUACUUUGAUCGGAUGCAAGAGGAUAAUCAAAAUUUUUAUCAAGCACACCGCUUGGAUGAAGAGGGUCGUUUGAAGGACGUAUUGUGGGUUGAUGCUCGGAGUAGAGUGGCUUUUGAAGAUUUUGGUGACGUGGUUUGUUUUGAUGCCACAUAUCUCACUAAUGAGUAUGAGCUCCCUUUUGCCAACUUUGUAGGGGUUAAUCACCACCGGCAAUCUAUAUUGUUGGGGUGCGCACUCGUUUCACACGAGGAUUCAGACACAUUUCGUUAG